Cyprinus carpio (common carp) is the source of this 2614-nucleotide messenger RNA. Its product is annotated as adhesion G protein-coupled receptor E3-like. NCBI's taxonomy places the organism in Eukaryota, Metazoa, Chordata, Actinopteri, Cypriniformes, Cyprinidae. Gene Ontology annotation, cellular component: membrane. The transcript has 11 exons. Gene Ontology annotation, biological process: adenylate cyclase-activating G protein-coupled receptor signaling pathway; cell surface receptor signaling pathway. Gene Ontology annotation, molecular function: G protein-coupled receptor activity. Bases 1 to 1509 code for a protein of 502 amino acids. The record is from RefSeq and is a predicted model, not a curated record.
AUGGGCAUGCCAAAAGGUUUCUCUCUGGUCAAACGAAAGACUGUGACAAACAUUUUGACUUUUGCCUUCAACGCUUCAGAGAAGAUUUUAGAGUCAUUAUCAACAGCAAGCCCAGCUGAACUAGCCUCCCACGGAAACCUUGUGUUAAAAACCAGUGAGAAACUCAUUUCUGCAUUAGUGAAGCCGACAGACACAAGUGACAGUGUCAAUUUUACUCUUCCUGCUGUAGAGGGUCAAGUCUUCAUGGUUGGACCAAAGGUCACCUUAGAUAAAAUCCCUCGACUUGACACGACAAAUUCUUCUGUGAGCAUUGAUCUUAUUGGGAUUGCCAAAUACAACAUUGAAGGAUCAGCUGCUGUGGCUUUCAUGAGCUACGUCAUGAUGGAGAAUCUACUGAAGCCAGACUUCUUCAAAACAUCAAAUGACACGAUUAAAACCAUGAUGUCCACUGUGAUCUCAGCUACUCUUCCCAAAACCACCAACACUAACCUCACCAAACCAGUCAACUUCACCUUCAGACACAUCAGAGAGUUUGAUCCCAACGGUUCUCUGUCCUGUGUGUACUGGAAUAUCAGCGAGUGGAUUGUAGAUGGUUGUUCUGUUUUAAAGACCAACAGAAGCUACACUGUGUGUUCCUGUGUUCAUCUGUCCACAUUCGCUCUCAUCAUGCAGACCAGCCCCCCACCAGAGAGUAACCUGCUGCUGGAUCUGUUGAAUUUGGUGUGUGUGAUCGUGGGGUUGGUGUUCUUCAGUUUGGCCCUGUUGACCUUUGCCCUUUGUCAGUGGAGUCCUGGAGUGAAUAAUGUGGCUCGAAUCAACAUCUGCAUCAGUCUUCUGCUGGCUCACCUUCUGUUGCUGCUCACAGAGCAGUUCCUGAGCUUCAUACGGCGUCAGCAGGUGUUGUGUGCCGUGAUCGCAGGCCUUCUGCACUUCCUCUUUCUCUCCGGCUUUGUGUGGAUGUUCAUUGAAGCUGUGCUGCUCUACAUCUGUGUGAAGAACCUAUCACAGAUCAGCUCCAAGAAGAGGGAGGUGCUUAGCACUAGAUUCCUGUGUGUGAUUGGAUAUGUGGUUGCUCUGGUUGUGGUGUGUGUGUCUGUCGGUCUGGUUCCUGAAGGAUACGGCAGUGAACACUGCUGGAUUAAACAUGAUAAAGGUUUUAUCUGGAGUUUUCUGGGUCCUGUGUGUGUCAUACUAGCAUUAAACAUGAUUCUCUUCAUCAAGAUCUUUAUCACUCUGAACUCAACUCUCAAAAAACUGAAUGCUGAGGUUUCACAGAUGAAACAAUCAAAGGUUUUGGUGUUUAAAACAUUGGCUCAGUGUGUGGUUCUUGGUUGCCCCUGGAUUCUGGGUUUCUUCACUAAUGGCAGUAAGGAGCUGGAGAUCAUCUUCCUGAUCUUGAACUCCCAGCAGGGAACCUUCAUCUUCCUGAUCUACUGUGUUCUCAAUAAUGAGGUCAGGCAGCAGUACAGGAAGUUCUUCAGAUGUCUUUGCUGUGUCAAACAACACUGAGGUCCACAACAUCAUGUUCAGGAAGUAAAAAUACUGCUGCCAUUAUUAUGCAACUUUAGUUUCAGCUCCUUUCUGUAAAUGAUAAAUAAUUUUACCAGUCUUUUGAUGUUACAGCUGUAAAAACUAUUGAUGUAUAACUUCUAAACUGUUUCAUUUAAUCUUUGUUAUACAUGUAAGAUUUUCUUGGUUAUGGGUGAAAAGCAUUUUUUUAGAGACUUUACAGACACAACAGUUAAAUGCUGGCAAAUCAAUAAUAAUAAUAAUAAUAAUAAAAACUCCUGAAAACUAUUUCAUGUGCGCAUAGUGAAGAGAAAUAACAUGACACAGUUAGAUAUUGAGAUAUGUCAAAUAAUUAUUAAGUGUAUUAAUCUUGCAGACUUUUAUUUUUUUAUUUUUUUGUUUGUUGAGCUCAGAAAGUUCCCAGAAAGAGAAUGACUGUUUCUUCUGUAAGGACCUAUUUUAUGUUACUUUUAAUAUUCAAAUGUCAAAAUAUAUUAUCAGCUCGGAGUGUAACAGGUUUUAUACUGGGUUUACCUUUAAAGCGAAACUAUUAAAAUAACUAAAUGAACAGCUGCUGUCUCAAAUUCAGUGACUCUGUAUUGUCAAAUGGCUUGUAUUUUUGCAUUAAAACGUGAAUGAUGAUUGAUUUUUGCUUUUGCUCAAGGUUUAAUUAUAUUAAUGGAUUUAUUUUUUAUUUUAUUUUUUUGUAAUGAAGUUAUGCCUUAACAAUGUGAUAUGAUAAGUGCAUAUGCAAAUGUUUUUCCACAUUCCACAAAAGCCCAGAAAAGCUCUAUAUAACAGACUGACUCUAAUUUGAGAGGAAUGUUCUAUUUAUUUAUUUAUUUUUUUAAUCCAGCCAUCUUCUGCAACAUCUUUUGUAUUUAAAGUGUUUCAUUCAAAAGCCUUAACUGUAUAUUCUGCUUGGUUUUCUCAGAUAUGUUUAAUAAUCAGUGAAUCUGAUUACAAGGUAGCCAUUGAUAAAGAGAGGUGUGAUGUGGGCUCUCUCGGACUUGUUGAAGGCCAGUCGUACUGUGUUCUGAUCAUUUGUAGAGGCUUGAUUGCACAUGAUGGCAGUCCAGUAUAGAAAUACCAAGAGCUUUGACAA